GUUAGUUCUUUUAAUCCGGCCGUGCUGUGGCUGGAUUGAAGAAAGCUAGGCUAAUACACGUUACACGUGGUACCUUUAAGCUCGUCCAAUCGUCGAUGCACAACUAUAGAUAUUAGGUCAUCCUAUAAGCUCGUGCCGACUUUUGUGUAUACAUUUCAUGUAUCGAUUUAUAAACAUACAGCGAUAAGGGACCAAUGCACUUGAAAAAUGGGAAGAAGUUGUACAACGAGAGGGAGAUUACAUUUUUUCAAGAAACUAAAAGAUUGGCAGCAGAAGUGAAAGUUACACCUUUUCCUUAAUAUUCCAAGAUGAUAGACAAAUUUAAUCACGUGGCGCUAACCGUACCUAAUUACUCGUAUACCUUCAAUUUUGAGAAAAACUUUGUUUACUCGGAUGCUCUUACGACAAUUACGAACCAUUAUCCGAACUGUUUCUACUAUUCUGCCAUUUAUGUCAUCCUAAUUUUUACUGGAAAGUAUUACAUGUCAAGUAGGCCGAAAUUGGAACUGAGAGGUGCGCUUGCCUUAUGGAAUAUAUUACUUGCGGUAUUUUCCAUUUUUGGAUUUCUUAGAAUGUCGUCGGAAAUGUAUCACGUAUUAAGCUAUUAUGGGUUCUACCAUAGUGUUUGUGUACCUAGCUUCCUUACGCAAGAUCCCGUUACUGCAUUUUGGUCACUGUUGUUCAUCCUAUCAAAGAUCGUGGAGUUCGGCGACACAGCUUUUAUUGUACUACGAAAACAGCCGUUGAUGUUUCUACAUUGGUACCACCAUAUAACAGUCUUUCUUUACGCAUGGCUAUGUUUUAUAGAGACUACAGCAUACGCCAGAUGGAACGCUGUAGUAAACUUUUUCGUUCACUCCUGGAUGUAUUCUUAUUAUGCUCUGAAAGCAACGCGCUUCGAUCCACCAAAAUGGAUCGCCAUGAUGAUCACUACGUUACAGACAGUACAAAUGAUUUGGGGUUGCUUCAUAACUAUUAUGGCUUACAGCUAUGUAAAAAGCGGCCAAGUCGAAUGCCACGUUAAGCUCCAAAACGCGAAAAUUGGUCUGCUGAUAUACUUGAGCUAUUUCAUUCUCUUCGGCAGAUUCUUCAAACAGGCUUACAUGUCUAACAAACAUGGAAAGAAAGUCGGAAGGAAGAGUGAUACUAAUGACAAGCUCAUCAAGGUUAAUUGAAGCACGUACAAAUUUCUGAAAACCUUUUCUGAGGAUACACACAAGUGACGUCUCUCGUAAAUAUUUUAUCAGAAUUAUUUUACAAGUACAUACAUUUACAUUUAUGCAUAUGCAUUUCAAGAAAUGUAAUAAAUUUUUCAAGUCUUUGUUAAUAAGUGGUCGUGAAAGUUGGUUGCGGUAGGAUGAAAAUCAUGAGUAAAAUAAUAUAACAUCAAUUGUUGUACAUUGAAUUUAGCAAUAAAUUUCAUGGCAACUCGCUUAGUACGAGUACAUGAAUUAAUAAAAAUAUUUUUAAGGAGA
Messenger RNA from Bombus terrestris (buff-tailed bumblebee), 1475 nucleotides. Its product is annotated as elongation of very long chain fatty acids protein 6. The transcript has 3 exons. NCBI's taxonomy places the organism in Eukaryota, Metazoa, Arthropoda, Insecta, Hymenoptera, Apidae. Gene Ontology annotation, biological process: very long-chain fatty acid biosynthetic process; fatty acid elongation, polyunsaturated fatty acid; sphingolipid biosynthetic process. Gene Ontology annotation, cellular component: endoplasmic reticulum membrane. Gene Ontology annotation, molecular function: fatty acid elongase activity. Bases 309 to 1175 code for a protein of 288 amino acids. The record is from RefSeq and is a predicted model, not a curated record.